AUGGAAGAUUGCCUCCAUACAUCUUCUGAAAACCUUUCCAAGCUGGUCAGUUGGGCCCACAGUCAUGGUACCAUCUGCAGCCUCAUUCCAAAUUUAAAACACCUACUUUCAGAGGGUUCCCAUGGCAAUUUGACAGCUAUGUGGGGCUGUAGUGCAGGCCAUGCCUAUCACUGGCCACUGACAGCUACCUGUAGGGCUGGCUCACAGGAAAGAGUUUGCUUCCAGGAUAACAGAAGCUUCAACUCUGAUAGUCCCAGUAUAAUAGGUAUGCCUUCAGACACCCAAACGAGUCCAGUGGAACGCUAUCCAGGGAGGUCAGGAAAAGCAAAGUUGGACUGUAACAGAACCAGAGAUUCCUGCGAUUUCUCCUACUGCAGCGAGCCUUCUGAAUUAGGUGAAACAGUAGAGGAAUAUGAAGAUGAAUCUAAUCUUUUUGACAUGGUCUGUGAGUCUUCAGUGACCGAUGAAGAUAGUGAUUUUGAACCUCAUCAUCAAAGAUCUCAGAUAAGUUCCCUUAAAAGGCCUGGCCCAACUUCUUCAUUUCAUUUGGACUCUCGCUCUCAGGUCAUUGAUGGAAACAGCAGUGAUGUAUUAGUCAAAAAAAUAAAGCAAGAACUCCCUGAGGAUUAUUAUAUUGUGGCUAAUGCAGAAAUCACUGGUGGCAUUGAUGGCCCUGCAUUAUCCUUGACACACAUGUCAAAACCUAAAGCUGGCACCUCCUAUCCUGUGGCAUCUAAGCCAGCUUCCCAUGCAUCUCCUCCCCUCAAUGCUGACUUUGAUUUACAGAACGUUUCAGCCUCUUCACAAGUUACAUCAAGGCCAGUGGUCCAGAAACCUCCCAAAGUAACUCUGCCUUCCUCAAGCCGAAGGCCUAGUAACAACUCAACAGUAAAUCCUCAGGUGGCCCUCCAGGUGCCUGCCAGCACUUCCAAUCCUGGCAAACCUAUAAGCAUUCCUUUAUCAGCCUUGCAACUCCCUGGGCAAGAAGAGCUGUCAGCCUCAGAAGAUCUCCUCCAGCCUGGGCCAAAUCAAGUUCCCAAUGAUGUAGCAUUAUCUCCUUCUGUUAGCACAGAGCCAGAGGUUAGCUCUAGCCAGCAGCAGCCAAGCACUGCUCCCUCCACAGUCACUGAGCCAGUGGCACAGACAAUACCAGCCUAUUCAACAAAGCUGAAUAAGUUCCCCAAAUUCAAUUUUGAUGAUGACCUGAAGUACCUUUGUAUCAGUGCUGUGAGCCCAAAUACAACUAAAGCAACUCUGUAUGCUCUCAAUGUGUGGCGAUAUUGGUGUAUGACAAAAGGCCUGAAAGAUUACUUGGACAUUACAAAGAUUCCAGCAGUGAAACUCAAUGAACUCCUUGAGGAUUUCUACGUCACUGUGAAGAAAACAGAUGGUUCUGAUUUUCUGGCCACAUCUCUUCAUGCCAUCCGUCGGGGAUUAGAUCGGAUACUGAAGAAUGCUGGCAUCGGUUUCUCCAUCACAAGUGGAAGCUUCAGCUCAUCUACUAAGAAACUCAAGGAGAAGCUGAGGGUGCUAAGCAAGGCUGGAAUGUCAGGCGCUCGAUCUCGCAACAUUGUCUAUUUCUCCCUUUCUGACGAAGAAGAGAUGUGGAGGAUUGAGUGCUUGGGGGAUGGAAGUCCACUUGCUUUACUAUCCACUGUGGUAAAAUAUAACAGCCAGUACCUGAACAUGAGGACGUUACAGGAACAUGCUGAUUUAAUGUAUGGUGACAUUGAGCUACUGAAGGAUUCACAGAAUCGGCCCUUUUUUGCACGGACAGAUAACGUGAAACGAGAGAAAAGAUUGGGUUUGAGUAGAGUAUGUUAUGGCCAGAUAUACCAUGAGCAUGCCAAAGGGCAGAGGCUGUGUCCCUACUGCCUUUUAUACAAGUACAUGUAUAUCCACCGGCCCCCAUCACAGAUGGAAGCCAGGUCCCCUUUCUACCUGACUGCUCGGAAGGAGACGAUGGCUAUGGGCAACAUUUGGUAUGAAGAACAGAAGAUGGGGUUGCGCUCUCUAAGGGGGAUUGUCCCAAAACUAGCUAAAAAGAUCAAACUUGACCAAUGUGAAAACUUCACUUUUGUCUCCUUCACUCAGGCCUCCCGCAAGUUUGGUUCUCUUAACUCCUAUCAGUAAUGGUUAA
Candoia aspera is the source of this 2140-nucleotide messenger RNA. RefSeq names its product KIAA1958 ortholog. The transcript is spliced from 3 exons. The coding region runs from base 1 to 2133 and encodes 710 amino acids. Lineage: Eukaryota; Metazoa; Chordata; Lepidosauria; Squamata; Candoiidae. The record is from RefSeq and is a predicted model, not a curated record.